Molecule: messenger RNA, 1454 nt
Organism: Phialemonium atrogriseum
Lineage: Eukaryota; Fungi; Ascomycota; Sordariomycetes; Cephalothecales; Cephalothecaceae
Product: MFS general substrate transporter
Exons: 5
Coding region: 1-1437 (478 amino acids)
Biological process (GO): transmembrane transport
Cellular component (GO): membrane
Molecular function (GO): transmembrane transporter activity
Source: RefSeq, a predicted model, not a curated record
AUGGACGACGAGAAGGAACAUGUCGCGGGCAUCGUGGAGAAAAUUGAGCGUGAGCAGGAUGAUCCAAAGGUCGACUUCGACGCGGCGGCUGCUGCGUCGACGGCGCGCGAGGACCGUCUCGUCCGCAGGAUUGACUUCCGCGUGCUGCCAACACUCGGCAUCAUAUUCGCCGUCUCCAUCAUCGACCGCAUCAACAUCGGAUCGGCCAAAGUGCUAGGCAUGUCCGAGGACCUCGCGUUGACGGGGAACAGGUACAACGUCUGCCUACUCCUCUUCUUCCCAGCCUACUUCCUCGCCGAGCUGCCUUCCAACUACCUCUUGGUCAAGUUCAGCCCAGCCAUCUGGUUGACCUUCCUCAUGUUCUCGUGGGGAGCCGUGAUUACUGGCAUGGGGUUUAUUGCCCACGAGUGGCGGGCUCUGGCCUUUCUCCGCUUCCUGCUGGGGGCCUUUGAAGGGGGAGUGUUACCGGCAGCGGUAUACAUCAUCAGCUCAUGGUACUGCCGGUAUGAAAUCCACCGGAGGAUUGGUUGGACCUACUCCGUGGGCGUGCUAAGCUCAGCCUUUUCGGGACUGCUGGCGUAUGGUCUCGGUCUCAUGGGGGGGAUCCGAAACAUGAAGGGGUGGAGGUGGAUCUACGCAGUCGAAGGCGGAGCAACCAUGGCCAUUGCCGUCGUCUGUUUCUUCUUCCUGCCCCCGUUCCCGGAAAAAGCACGCUUUCUCAAAGCAGACGAUAAAGAGUUGUACUUGGCCCGGCUCGAUCGUGAUCGUGGAAAUCAUGCGACGGAGCCAAUUACUCGCAAGGUCCUCAAGGAAACUUUCUGUGACUGGACGACCUGGGUGACUUGGCUUCUGUUCUCCUUCACCAAUUCGUCCACCUAUGCACUGGCCUUCUUCGUGCCGUCAAUUCUCAACGGUAUGGGAUACACGGGAUUGAAAGCCAGUCUCUAUUCCGCAUGGCCCUAUUUUCCCGCCAUUGGAGUUCUGUGGCUCGGGUCCUACAUCAGUGACAAGAUCCGAAUGCGGAUUCCUAUCAUCAUCGUCCAGAGCGUGAUCAUGAUCGUUGGAUUUAUCCUCCUCCGAGCCCAAUACAGCAACGAAGUACGCUAUCUAGGCGUCUUCUUGGCAACCAUUGGUUGCCAAUGUAACGUCCCGGCACAGCUCUCCCUCGCGCAGACAAACGCGGUGGGCUCUGCUCGACGAUCCAUCAUGGCAGUCGUGACGAUAUGGGGAGGUGCUUGUGGAGGCAUCAUCGGGAGUCUUAUUUUCCGGACCCAGGAUGCUCCUCAAUAUGCCCCUGGACUGUACACCUCGAUCGCCAUGACUGCCUGCGUCAUCGUAGGGAUGACAGGUCUGGGCUCCUACUAUCAUAUCAGCAACAAGAGAGCGGAUGAGGGCAUCCUCAUCCAUGGGACUGAGGGUUAUCGAUAUUCGCUGUGAUGAUGCGAGAGUCUCGA